Messenger RNA from Fusarium verticillioides 7600, 4112 nucleotides. RefSeq lists its product as hypothetical. The transcript has 4 exons. Gene Ontology annotation, molecular function: SUMO-specific endopeptidase activity. Gene Ontology annotation, cellular component: cytoplasm; nucleus. Bases 481 to 3690 code for a protein of 1069 amino acids. NCBI's taxonomy places the organism in Eukaryota, Fungi, Ascomycota, Sordariomycetes, Hypocreales, Nectriaceae. The record is from RefSeq and is a predicted model, not a curated record. Gene Ontology annotation, biological process: protein desumoylation.
AAUUGGAGCGUAGCCCCACUGGAAGCCAGCCAAGCCAGUGGAGCGUCUAGUGGUCUCGCUUGGACCGUCCAUGCAAACUUGCAUUCAGCAACUCAGGGAAGACAAUAUACUCGAUUCAAGAAGUCACCGUUCUUUGCUCAUGAAAGUUUGUGCUCUUCGUACUCGACGGCCCUGCAUGUAACUCAGGGAGCCUCUUAUAUCUGCUAUACGAACAUCUGGCGGCUGCUGAUGACCGCCUCAUAGCCUGCCGCAUCGUGAACUGCCAGGGUGAAAAGCUGGAGGCCCACGCACAGUCUUCGUCAAUAGGUGAUCAGUGGAGGAAAAAGGCUCGAUGGGAGUGCGCAUUGCUCUUCUUCUUUCCUUUCAAUACUGCUGCGUAUUUCGCUGAGCUUCGCUCUAAUUCGCUUUAGCCCUCUCGCACGCUAUUACUCCACCGCCAACUCUUUCCCGGACUAUGGAGCUCCGGGUGAAGAAUCGAAGAUGAAAUCACGGAUUAGAGCGAUCAAUGACCAGAAACCACGAAGCUCGAUGGGUGGCGGGCAAUCUACUCAAGCAAGAAGUUACUCCAGCGAACCCCUAUAUGAUCGACCGAGCAAGCGAGUCAAGCCAUCCAGGCCUGAACUAUCCAACACGAAUUUGUCCCGCUUCUUCCCUCCCCCGAGUUCUAUCCACCAGCCGCUAGAAGCAAUCGAAGACGAAGAAACGCAAAGCUCGCCGCAAAAGUAUCACGAUUUGACCCGAGAAGAUUCUAUGGUCGAAACUAUCGAUGGCUCAAGCAUCAUCAGUUUCGGUAGGACUGCAGGAGCUACGAGCAACCAGCAAGAGUACCGCAAUGUUCACCGUCACAACAGCGUGAAACGUCCCCGACGGCGGCGCAGACAGGAAUCCAAAAUAUCCUCGUCACCUAUCGAAAUUGAUGAUACGAGUGCCGUUGCGCACCGAAACCUUGCUCCUCAAACUUCACACCCCCCUACAAGCCCAGACCAAUUAGCUGGGGAAAAUGAGGAUGGUCCGCCACCCGCCAAAGUCACGUCUGAUGUCGUUUCUCAUCCAAAGCGGCCAGCAACAGAAUAUAACCAGAGCGCGCCAAAGCGGUUCAAGGUGCACUCGCACCAGUCUGAUGAUGAGCUUACGCCUAGAGCUCCCGGGCCCCGUGAGACAGCCAAGAAACCUAGCUUCCCGAAGCUAAUUUCACAACCGCGAAUCCAACGGGGUGACAUACAGUCUACCACAUUCAAAGCAACAAAAGCCAUGCCGGGGCGCGAAAACCUGGCUAACAAGGCAUUACCGUUGAAAGAGGUUCCCUUAGAGGCUGCAGUCUGUGGGAAGUACUCAUUCUCUCCAGCAGACAGUAUUGAGCCAGUCACCCUUCGACUUGGUCCCCACGCUGCUGAGCCCAUGCAUGAGAAUAGCGGAGAUCUCUCCUGGCUUCAAAUUUCGCGGUCUUCAAUCCAAGAUGUCAAACACAGUAACACCAAUAGCCCCAUUGUCCUCAUAGGUCGCUCAGCCAGAGCAUCUUUUUCCUGCGGCAAACUCGCACUGAAGUUUCUGACCGAUGCAGACGCCUCAUUCUUCAUCCACUGGUUGCAAGGCUUGCCAUGCCUCUCUGAGUGCAGCACAAGCAAGCUGGAUGCAACAUUUCAUUGCGCAAAGAAAGAGGCCGACGGUUACAGGACAAACUCAGCGAAGGCAUCUGGUAUAUUCUUACCGGAUGAAAGUCAUAGAGCCCACGGUUUCAGAUCCCAGCAGCACCACAGAGAUCCUUUCUUAGGUGAUCCUGUCUCGCCUGGCCUUCCUGCUUCGAAACAAAAGAAGCUCAGGGAUGGGAUGCAAAGCAUCCUUGAGCCAAACGAUGUUGUGCAAAUGGAACCACCCGUCACCGAUGACGUGUUUACAGGGUUGGCUCGCAACCAAAGGCUCGGGACUCGGCAAUCAACCAGGGAAUCUCCGCAAUCUCAACAUGGAAGAACCCCGAAACCAUGGACGGCUUGCAAUCCUGGUUGGGAGAAAAAAUGGCACAGAUCUUUGGUGUGGCCUCCAACAGGAAAGAACCGGGCAACAGUCGAUAAAGAUGAUAUUCAACGGCUGGAUGAAGGCGAAUUUCUCAACGACAAUAUUAUCAGCUUUUAUCUUCGCUAUCUACAAGCCCAGCUUGAGAAAGAGCGACCAGAGGUCCUCAAGAAGGUGUACAUUUUUAGUACAUUUUUCUUCGAGAAGCUCAGGUCAAAUCGCGGCAAGAUCAACUAUGAUGGGGUCAAAGCCUGGACUGCCCGCGUCGAACUGCUGUCAUACGAGUUCAUUGUUGUUCCCGUUAACGAAAACGCGCACUGGUACCUGGCCAUCAUAUACAAUGCACCUCGGCUUCUGCAACAAGAGGUGAAAGCGGAACCAAACAUCGAGAAGGAGUCUUGGAAUACACAAGAUGCAAUAAUUGUUGAGGAUAAUGACCCAGUAAUGAAUCGUGCGGAGAGUCUUCCUGCUGCAACAAAGCCUCCCAUUGUGUCUAUAGAUGUGGAAGUUACCCGCUCAACCAGAAGCCGGGCGAUUAAUGACAGCAACCAUUUUCUAAUUGAUGACAAGCAUACGCCGAGCAUAGUGACUCCUGGCAGAACAAGCAAACGACAGUCAACUGGAGGAAACCAGAAGUUCAGCCUUGACGAUUCAAAAAUCAUUACACUCGACUCGCUAGGCUCAUCGCAUGCACCAACCUGCAGGUGUCUAAAGGACUAUCUCUUUGAGGAAGCAAGGCACAAGAAGGGCCUCGAGAUCAAUAGUGUACCCAGCGGCAUGACUGCUCGAGGCAUUCCGAUGCAAGACAAUUUCUGCGACUGUGGUGUGUACGUCCUGGGUUACAUGGAAAAUUUCCUGAAGGACCCAGAUGAGGCUGUUCGAAGACUCCUUCACAAAGAAGACACCGAAUGGAAAAUCAACGCCCCUGAGAUCCGUGCCAAGGUGAGGAAUCUUCUCUUCGAAUGUCAAGAGAAGCAGCAUGAGCGUCUAGAAAAAGAAAAGGAGAUAAAGAGACAGCGGAGGGCAACAAGGGGUCCCGUCUCCUCACCACAGAUACCUGCCUCUUCACCACAGGUGCCCCGAAGAGAACCAGAGACACCACAAGUUAGCCGUUAUCUAACGAACCCGUCAGUAAACGGCGCCAGUGGCUCGCCCAUUGAGGCGGAUAGACAAACAGGGACCACUUCUUCAUAUUUUGCAGUCGCUUCUGCCGAGAGGCCAGGCCAGUCCCCAACGUCCAAAAGAAUUGAUGAGCCAUCCCUCGUCCAACCUCUCAGAGAGGACUCGAGCAAUGAGUCUAAGGCCUCUAGCUCAGGAGAUGUGUAUCAUUCGGCUCGAUCAUCGCCUAUCAACAGCGUACCACCUGUCCCUCCUGGGUUGACCACAGAAGUCUUGCGCGACGAGCGGCCGCUUAAGCAGCCUUCAACUCCUGAAUUCGUACACAAGUUACCUGACUCACCUGAUGACAUGGCCCCAACAGCCACUUCAUCUACUGUGAAGAGGGCUAGUUCGCCGCUGCUCUCUCUAGUAACAAGACAGCAUCCCUCGCCAGGAUCUCAAGGCAGCCAGCGAGCUGUUCUGCUCGAACAGACUGUUGUGAGAAGCAUAGAGGACGACAUGUCACCUCCAAGAGGGCCACAAUAUGACGGAGUUGAUCAGUCUAUCGACUUGACAGUAUAAAAUUAUUUUCUGUCUUCGUCGGUGAUGGCACGACGAGUUUGUCUGUGGGAACAGGGUGUCCGGGGAUUUAGCCCUUACAGCUAUGUAUGGAUUAAGAUAGUUUCAGGCGCUAUAGCAUGUUAUCACUCCAGGUCCCUAGGUUCCGGCUGCUCGGGGCGCGAAAUCGGAAGGGAAAGAGUUGACAUAACGAAAGAGAGACAUUAGAGGUGUAGAAAGACGAUCAAAGUUUAUACCCAUCACAAAGGCUUUUUCCUAUUUAACACCCAACUCCUGAAGCAUCAUCGGUCCCCAGACCUAUUCAUCCCCAAUAUGCAUGCUAAUGAUAUAUAACAUGUGGUGUGAGUUGCAGUCUCCUCCACGUCUAUUGAGUGGUUGGUUGUCAAGUAUCUAUUAUGCUUUUUUAUUCAUCUUGCUCGUCUCCA